AUGGCUCCUUCACGCAAGCGCCCGGCAGCCGACGCUGCUCCCUUGCCAGCAAAGCGCCGGCUGCGGGGCAAGCAAUCUGACCCGACCUACGACGCGGGGCUCCCUGCAGCUUUCCUGGCCUGGCGCGGCGGCGUCAUCUACGAGGCCUACAAGCAGCUUGGCGGACAAAAGCGCUGGAAAACAAUGGCCUCGCAGCUGCUGAUGGCAGCGCCCAACCCAGCCGAGUACGCCAACGUAGCCGCGGCGUACAUCGAUGCGCUACUUGCUGCGGAAGGCCACGGCCCAAUUCCUGGAGGCCCUCUGCUCGUGUAUGAGUGGGCGGCCACGCUCACGGUGAACGGCUGGCGAGCAGUGACUCUGCAGCCGGCCCCGCUUCAAGCGACACACUUCUGCCGGGGCCGCAGGCAGCUGCAGCAGUGCUCGUGGUGCAGCGAGAGCUGGCUGGCGCAGGCAAUGGCAGCGCCCAACCGUAGGCGGACGUUGACAAGGGGCUUGACUUUCUUUUGGCGCAACAACACCGGCAUCUUUCGGGCCGCUCGCUCGCGGCUGCCGGAGAGCGUGCGGACAUGGUUCCCGCUCCGCGCCCUGGGGCUGCCGCCUGCCUUCCACACUGCGGAGGCUGCCGCUGCUGCCACUUCGACCCCUCAAGGUCGCGGCCGCUGCGUGGCCAGCCUCAAGAAACGCGCUGCGGUGGACCCUGCGGCCGCCCGGGAGGCCCUGCUGGCGAUCCCCGUGGUGCACAGGGCAGAGAUCAAAGCUAAGAUGAUUGCGGAGCCGCGCCGGGCUCGUCAAGCCCGUGCACGCGCAGACGCAGCCACGGCCGAGAAGUCGGCCUGGGAUCUCCGCCGGCGCUUGCGGGCGCCGCCGGCUGUUGAGGAGGCGGAGGUGUAUCAGGCACGGGUUGCCGAG
Effrenium voratum is the source of this 909-nucleotide messenger RNA. Lineage: Eukaryota; Dinophyceae; Suessiales; Symbiodiniaceae. The record is from the annotation of a GenBank genome assembly.